This is a messenger RNA of Papaver somniferum (opium poppy), 576 nucleotides long. Its product is annotated as receptor-like protein 14. The record is from RefSeq and is a predicted model, not a curated record. NCBI's taxonomy places the organism in Eukaryota, Viridiplantae, Streptophyta, Magnoliopsida, Ranunculales, Papaveraceae. The transcript is spliced from 2 exons. Bases 1 to 576 code for a protein of 191 amino acids. Gene Ontology annotation, molecular function: protein binding.
AUGUCUAAAUUAGAGUCUUUGGAUUUAAGUUUCAAUAUACUAUCUGGACAUAUCCCGCAAUCUUUGACAUCGAUCGAUUCUCUUGGGUUUUUAAGCUUAUCUCAUAAUAAUUUAAGCGGAAAGAUUCCAAGAGGAAAUCACUUUGAUACGUUGAGUUUGGAGGGUUCUGCUUUCGUUGGGAAUGAGUUUUUGUGUGGAUUUCCUACGGAGAAAGAUUGCGAGGGUAAACAUAGUAUUGGUAUCGAUAAAACUAAUCCUUCAAGUGAAACUGAUAACGAUGAUAAAGAGGAUGCAAAACAGAAGCUAUUGUUGUAUGCUAUUGUUUCCUUAGGAUUUGGAGUUGGAUUUUGGAGUUUGUUUUUAGUUUUGCUUCUAAAUAAACAGAAAUGGUGGUUCCCUUAUUGGAGAAUUGUUGAUUCAGUUGCCGUUGCAAUAAAUGCAAGUAGCUUUCUUCUGAAUUAUGAUCUCAUAGUCAUAGUAGCAUUUGAUAUUAGGAAGGAGUGCGAAGCAUCCUUAUCGCUAAUUUCAUCUUUGAUGGCUUCUUGCAGAAAGAUUAAGGAUUGGAUGUAUAUGUAG